Molecule: messenger RNA, 601 nt
Organism: Pelodiscus sinensis (Chinese soft-shelled turtle)
Lineage: Eukaryota; Metazoa; Chordata; Testudines; Trionychidae
Source: RefSeq, a predicted model, not a curated record
UGUACUCUCUCCAAAUCCUCAUGAGUCACAAAAAUUAAAAAGCUAUAUCCUUCUGGAUGCCAGGAAGGGCCUUGCCACAGGCCUUUUGUCAAAAUAAAAUUAAAAAAAAAAAAGACAAAGAAAAAGAAAGAAAAGCCACAUUGGUAGGCAGUCCCACUUACUUUGAGGACUGUGAUGUCACAAACCACAUGAUUCUGUCUCUCCAGUAACAGUGCUUCCAAAAAAAAAAAGGAGUUUUAAAGCUUUUGCUUUUUUGGAUUAUGUGAAUGCUUCAUUCGCCUCACAAACAACCACAGAACCACAAGUGCGGUGCAAACUUUCUCCAGGAGGAUAGCAAGAAGUCUCUGGUUUUUAAAUGGUUAAUCUCCGCAGGUCACUACCAGCCACUGAGACCAACCAAGUCAUUUAAGGCUUCAAGCAGUAUUUACACCAGAAGAUACAAGUUGCGUGUGAAAACAGAGGACUAUGGCAUCAAACAGUCUGUUCAGCUCAGUGACACCAUGUCAGCAAAACUUCUUUUGGGUGUCCAAUGACUGUUGUCCCAGGGGGACCGAACAGAACAGGAAAUCAUCAUUCAUAAUCUCUGACAGAGGCAAGGGAC